Molecule: messenger RNA, 1492 nt
Organism: Rhizophagus irregularis DAOM 181602=DAOM 197198
Lineage: Eukaryota; Fungi; Glomeromycota; Glomeromycetes; Glomerales; Glomeraceae
Source: RefSeq, a predicted model, not a curated record
AAAAAAAAACCAAAAAAACAAAAAAAAAAAUGUGAAUUAUGGAAUUUAAUGAAUUUAACCAUUCUUUUCAUUCUUUGAGGUUCAGUUCAUUUUGCGAUUGGCGACAUAAUUUAAGAAAUUGUGAUGAUGCUCCAACACUUAAAACUUUGUUAUUAAUCGCAACAAUAAUUACUUUCAUAAUUUCUUUAUUAACAUUAACAAUUUUAUGCUGGAAAUUAAAUUAUCGUUCAUCUACUUGUAACAAAUCAUGGAAAAUAUAUGAAUGGUCAUCUAUAGAAUUAAUAUUAUUUUGGAUUACAAUAUAUUGUUUAUUUAGAGGUUUACACACUUUUACUAUUGCUUUAGACCUUUUUACAAAUCAUGUGAUUUUAAGAGCUUCAUUUUAUGAAAUUUCAUUCAUUCCAGGAUUUUAUUUGGUUCUAAUUUAUUUGACUAAUAUAUUUCGUUUAAUACCAAAAUUAAGUUUUAAUCAAACAUCAAAUCGUAAAUCAAAUAUAAAAACUAUUUGUAUACCAAAAGAUAAACAAUCAACAAUAAUAUUUUGGUUCUCAUGUAUAUUUACGACAUUAAGUUUAACUUGUUCAUCUAUAAUUAGAGGUUAUUCAAUUAUUUAUCCAAAAAAAUCUUUUUUUAUAAUAACAACUUUAUUGGAUACUAUUAAUCUUAUCAUUCGUUUAUUUCUUGGUUUUUGUUUGAUAUAUUAUGGAAGAAUAUCUGUUAAUUUAACAAAUCAAAGUAUGAUAUUAGCAGGUAUUGAUGAUAUAAAAGAUAUUAAUAAUUGUGAUUCGAAUUCGAAUUUAAAUAUGAAUCAUACUAAUAUUUUGAAUAAAUUACACGUUCAUAAGAUGCAAAUAUUUAACAUAAUUUGUGGAAUAACUUUUAUAUUUUAUUCAUUUAUAAAUAUUGUUCAAAUGAUAUUCUUCAAAGAUCUUAUACAUAAUCCUUAUUUUGAAAUGUUUGAUUUUUCUACACUUAUAUUUGGAACCCCUUUAUUUACUUUGAUUUUAGUCAUUGCAAUAUUAUUACCGAAUGUAUUAAAAAAAAAAAGGAUGCUGUAUUAUUUAUUUAAAAAGGUUAAUUACGGAAAAAUUCUCUAAUAUGGUUUCGAUUAUGUAAAAAUAUGUUUAUCUAUAAGAUUUUUAGAUCGAUUUUUUAUUUUAUUCUUUAAAAGGGUAAAAUCAUGUUUGUACUACAAACAAAAUUUGUGAUGCUUAUCAUUUAAUAGUAUAGUUUUAUGAUAAAUGUAUACUUUUGAUGAAUAUGAAUGUAUAUACUUGAUUACUAUUUGUUCUGCUCCAUUCUCUAUAACCUCUUUAACCUCUAUAACUUCAACCACAGUUUAGAAAUUUCCUAAUUUCAUACAUUCAGGAGUUUCCGUAGCAUGGGAAUAACAAAUUAUAAAAUUAUCCGUUAAAAAUAAUUACAUGAAUUUUUUAUUGCAUAUUGUCACGUGAAUAGGAUCUAUUAUAACAGGUUUGCAUUCAAGAAUGGG